GCCAUCUUCAUUGGAUGCUAUUGUAUAUGGUUAUUUAGCCCUUCAUAUAUACCCGGAGCUUCCCAAUUCGGAGUUGUCUACUAUUCUUAACACUGAAUGCCCACGACUCGCCCGAUUCUGUGAACGAAUGAAAGAUCAACUUUCCUCACGGCCGAUUAGUCAAUUAAAGGAUAUCAAUCUCCCCUCUUUUUUUUCGGAUCUUUUCAGUUCCCCUAGCACAUGGUUUAGUCAUAACAUUUGGAGAACUAAAAUUAAGGAAACAAAAAAAGAAAAAUCUGAAGCUCAAACCACUUUUGAACGAAAGAGGAAUUUAUCAAUUGUUGGGGCAGUUUGUUUCGUGGUCGGAUAUGUAGCUUGGAAUGGAAUUGUCAGCAUCGAAUUUGGUAAUAAGGAAAAUGAGGAAUAUAUUGAUUCUGAAGAACAAGAGAUUGAAGAUGAAGCAGACUACGACGAAGAUAACGAAACUUAA
Cetraspora pellucida is the source of this 469-nucleotide messenger RNA. NCBI's taxonomy places the organism in Eukaryota, Fungi, Glomeromycota, Glomeromycetes, Diversisporales, Gigasporaceae. The record is from the annotation of a GenBank genome assembly.